Messenger RNA from Camelina sativa (false flax), 1518 nucleotides. The record is from RefSeq and is a predicted model, not a curated record. Lineage: Eukaryota; Viridiplantae; Streptophyta; Magnoliopsida; Brassicales; Brassicaceae.
GAGUCAAAGGACACACAAACAGAUUGAAUCGCUCGAGCAUUUUUUUUUGAAAAUGGUCAAGUUGGGAUUUUUAUAAUUUUGGGUUCGGGUCAGUCUGCUCAACUCAUCACGGUUUAAACCAGACAGAGAGAGAUAAAGAGAUAGAGUGUGUUUGAGCCCUUUUUGACCAUUAAGCAUAAACUUCAGAUCUGAGAAAGAAAAAAAAGAAAGAAAAGGGUUUGGCUCCGGCGUCGUUUAAUGAUCUCUCUCUCUGGUCCCUCUCUUUCUCUUUCACUGUUUUUGAUUAAUCUGUCACGCUCCUCUUCCUUCCACAUGUUUUUUCUCUAAUCCUCCUUCCUUUUACUCAAUCUCCUGGUAAAUUUUGCUUCUUCUUCUUUAAUUUCAAAGGGUUAAUAAAGGUUUCAAGAGGGGUUGUUGGCAGGAUUGGGGAGUGUCGUAUUAUUACCCGCGGAAGACUCUGAGAUCUACGCCUACCAUUCUAGUAGUGCUCUUAUGGACAUGAACUCCGCACAGAAUCAUUUCAGCAAACGCGCUCGAUUGUUUGAAAACCCUAACGACCGAGAUGCUAGGGUCAUGUAUCCAUCGAACCCUACAUCUACUGAACCUGUGAAUAGAGGAGGUUAUGGUGGUUCUACAGCCAUCCAAAGCUUUUUCAAAGAUUCUACACCUGAAGAAACACCCAAAGUGCUUAAGAAGAGAGGAAGGAAGAAGAAGAAUCCUAACCCUGAGGACAUAAACUCUUCGACACCUGGUGGAGAUGACUCCGAGAACCGUUCAAAGUUCUACGAGAGUGCUUCUGCUCGAAAGAGAACUGUAACCGCAGAGGAAAGAGAGAGAGCCGUCACUGCAGCCAAAACAUUUGAACCAGCUAAUCCUUUCUUUAGAGUUGUUCUGCGACCAUCAUAUCUAUACAGAGGCUGCAUCAUGUACUUGCCUUCUGGGUUUGCUGAGAAGUACCUAAGCGGGAUAUCUGGUUUCAUCAAGCUCCAGCUCGGUGAGAAACAAUGGCCAGUGAGGUGUCUUUACAAAGCAGGAAGAGCUAAGUUUAGCCAAGGGUGGUAUGAGUUCACACUCGAGAACAAUAUAGGCGAAGGAGAUGUAUGUGUCUUUGAGCUACUCAGGACUAGGGAUUUCAUCCUGAAAGUCACUGCCUUUCGCGUCAAUGAGUAUGUGUGACCAAAAAAGAUUUCGCUUUCAUCAGUGAUCUUGAAGGUAGCUUUCCAAAGUCAAAUUUCAUGUAGGGUAUCUUAACCAUUCUCUCUCUCUCUCUCUCUCUCUCUCUCUCUCUCUCUCUCUUGCAUUGGUUCCUCUCUCUCUCUUGCAUUGGUUCUCUCUGUUUUAGUAGUGUUUUGAGUGAAAUUUCAGGUUCCUAUGUUUCAAUGUGGAUAAGUAUUUGACGAUUAUAAUAACCUCGAGUGGAAAACUCUUUGUUUGAGUGGUAGUUAGGUUCAAAAGUAGAGUUGUAUAUACUUUUAUCUUUAUGAGGAGAAUUAUGUUGAUGUGAUAUCUUGAUUAUGA